This is a messenger RNA of Lingula anatina, 1449 nucleotides long. RefSeq lists its product as uncharacterized. The record is from RefSeq and is a predicted model, not a curated record. Gene Ontology annotation, cellular component: nuclear speck. NCBI's taxonomy places the organism in Eukaryota, Metazoa, Brachiopoda, Lingulata, Lingulida, Lingulidae.
UUACUUCUCCCAUCUUGCAGUGCGUGUGACUUCCGGCUAUUAGCAUCUCGUAUCCAAACUUACGACUUGAGUGAAUUUUUCUGUAAUUUGACCGUUUCCAUGCAUUGCUGACUUCACGGUUAUGGCAGCAUUAUUUGCAUGUACUAAGUGCAACAGCAGGCAUCCGUUUGAAGAACUCUCUCCCGCAGAUCAACUUUGUAAAGAAUGUCGUAAUGCUUACCCUACUGUAAAAUGCACCUAUUGUAGGGCAGAGUUCCAAAUAAAAGAUAAGGGAAAUACAAAUUCUAUUUGUAAGAAGUGUGCUCAGUGUGUCAAAUCCUAUGGAAAGCCUACAACUUGUGAAUACUGCAAUAUCUUGGCUGCCUUCAUUGGGAACAAGUGUCAAAGAUGUGCCAACUCUGAGAAGAAGUGGGGCUCACCUCAGACCUGUGAGCAGUGUAAACAGAAGUGUGCUUUUGACAGGAGUGAUGAGGCCAAGAAGAAGGUGGAUGGAAAACUCUUGUGUUGGCUGUGUACUAUGGCCUACAAAAGGGUGCUAGCUAAAGCUAAAAAGCAAAGGCAAGAAAAUGGACGUACAGACACAAAUUUGUUGUCCAGUGUAGACAGUCAGCAGAGUAGUGGCACACCUGGUUUAUUAGGCAGCACGGGUACACCUGCCGAUGUUAAGAAACUCACAGACAAUGAAAUGACUCCUAAGAAAGAGAAAUCCAGUAAAGAACCUCAUCAUGAAAGUAGUAGUACGAGUAGCAGUAAACAUCAUCAUCACCACCACCACCAUCAUCAUCGCUCUCACUCACGGGAUCAUAAGAGGAGGAGUAACAAUGGUGAGAAGGUGAAGGAAAACAAAGAUCACCAUCAUCAUCACCACCACUCUUCCCAUCAUCACAAACACAGUAAAGACAGCAAAGAUAACAAGUCACAUGCUGAAAAGUCCAAAACUCACCAUGGGAGUGAAAAAUCUCACAACCAAGAACAACAUGGAGGCAAGAAACCUAAAUUGGAAAGAAAUGCCUCAAAUGGUCUGACUCCAACAAAGAGUUUGUCCACUGUGGCCAGUACAGAUGACCAUGGCCUUGGAGACCCUGCCAGCUCAGACAACAUUGUGGCUCUGACGCAGCUGCGCGAGGAAGUGGAAAUGCUGAAAAAGCAAAUCCAGCAGAAAGACCAACAACUCCUGGAAAAGGAGAGGAAGAUGACUGAUCUGAAAGCUAAGAACUUUGAGGUGGAGAAGGAGUUGAGGAGCAAGAUUACCACCAUGCAGAAACAACAGGAGGAGGCCACUAAUCAGAUGCAGGCCAAGAUACGACAACUCCAGAAAGAAGUAACACAGCUUCAGAAAAAUAAAAAGAUAUCUUCUAGUGCUGUAUCAAGCCCAAUGGUUUAAAACUAGAAGUUGAUAAAGGGUGAAACAGAGACAUUUUAUUUUUGAUCUUUAUAGAAUUUUGAAAG